GCGCCCCGCGCCCCGCGCCCCGCGCCCCGCGCCGCAGCCAUGCCGGCCGGCCGUGCCGCGCGCACCUGUGCGCUGCUCGCCCUCUGCCUCCUGGGCAGCGCGGCCCAGGAUUUCGGGCCGACGCGCUUCAUCUGCACCUCGGUGCCCGUGGACGCCGACAUGUGCUCCGCGUCCGUGGCCGCCGGCGGCGCCGACGAGCUCCGGACCAACGUGCUGCAGCUCCGCGAGACCGUGCUGCAGCAGAAGGAGACCAUCCUGAGCCAGAAGGAGACCAUCCGCGAGCUGACCACCAAGCUGGGCCGCUGCGAGAGCCAGAGCACGCUGGACACGGGCGCCGGCCGCAAGCCCGCGGCCUCGGGCAAGAACACCAUGGGCGACCUGUCCCGGACGCCGGCCGCCGAGACGCUCAGCCAACUCGGGCAAACUUUGCAGUCGCUCAAAACCCGCCUGGAGAACCUGGAGCAGUACAGCCGGCUCAAUUCCUCCAGCCAGACCAACAGCCUCAAGGAUCUGCUGCAGAGCAAGAUCGAUGACCUGGAGAGGCAGGUGCUCUCCCGGGUGAACAGCCUGGAGGAGGGCAAGGGGGGCGCCAGGAACGACACGGAGGAGAGGGUCAAGAUCGAGAGCGCGCUGACCUCGCUCCACCAGCGCAUCAGCGAGCUGGAGAAAGGUCAGAAGGACACGCGGCCCGGGGACCGGUUCCAGCUCACCUUCCCGCUGCGCACCAACUACAUGUACGCCAAGGUGCGGAAGAGCCUGCCCGAGAUGUACGCCUUCAGCGUCUGCAUGUGGCUGCGCUCCAGCGCGGCCCCGGGCGUGGGCACCCCCUUCUCCUACGCCGUGCCCGGCCAGGCCAACGAGCUGGUGCUCAUCGAGUGGGGCAACAACCCCAUGGAGAUCCUCAUCAACGACAAGGUGGCCAAGCUGCCCUUCGUGAUCAAUGACGGCAAGUGGCACCACAUCUGCGUGAGCUGGACCACGCGGGACGGGGUGUGGGAGGCCUACCAGGACGGCACGCAGGGCGGCAGCGGCGAGAACCUGGCCCCCUACCACCCCAUCAAGCCCCAGGGCGUGCUGGUGCUGGGCCAGGAGCAGGACACGCUGGGCGGUGGGUUUGAUGCCACCCAGGCGUUUGUGGGCGAGCUGGCCCACUUCAACAUCUGGGACCGCAAGCUGAGCCCCGGGGAGGUGUACAACCUGGCCACCUGCAGCACCAAGGCCCCGCCCGGCAACGUCAUCGCCUGGGCCGAGAGCCAGAUCGAGAUCUACGGCGGGGCCACCAAGUGGACAUUCGAGGCCUGUCGCCAGGUCAACUGAGCCCGGCUAGCCCCCACCCAGCCCUGCUUGUGCGGUGAUGACCAUCCGUCCAGUUUCUUGUCCCCCGCCUGGCGUCCCCCUGCACGCUAGGCAGGCCUGCCUCCCGCCUGCCCUCGGCCCCGCCUCAGGCAUGUGUGAUCCCGGCUAACGCCAGCAGCUGCGACUGGGAGCCCUGGGAAGCGGGUGAGAAGGUGCAAGUGCGUGUGUGCACGUGUGUCUGUGUGCGUGCUUACGUGUGUUUGCGUGCAUGUGCAUUUGCAUGUGUGCACAUGUGUGUGCUUGUGUGCAUGCGUGUGUAUUUGUGCGUGUGCAAGUCCGCAUGUGAGCAGCAGUUGGGGGGAGGGUUCUCCUCUGGAGCGAGGCAUUUCCUUCCGUCCUCCUGGGGGCCUUGGGGAGACCCUCUUCAAAGCACCCGCUCUGAAGACCGGCGUCCAGACCCCGGCCUCAGGGUGCCGCAGAGCCCACCCAGGACCCUGCUGGCGCCCAGCCUCCCACUGCCCGACCCGCCAAGACGGGGCUGUGUCCCUCCCUCCUGGCUGCUGCCCACAGCUCUGCUUCCGUGGCCAUGAGGAACCAGAGGGACUGUGUGGACGGAGCCCCUGGGCCUGGGCCUGAUGGUCAUUCCUCACGGCUUUGGGGGUCAGGUGGGCACAGGCAGAGCAGCGGCCUGGAGACAUGGUGUCCAGAGCCCAGAUCCCGUCCCAGCGUACAGCUGUGCCCAUCCCGCCAGCCCAGGAGAAGGACAGUAAGCGUGUGUGUAUGAGUGUGUGUGCAUGCAUGUGUGUGCGUGCCUGUCCGUGUGAAUGUGUGUGCACGUGUCUAUUCGUGUGUGCAUGCAUAUGUGUGUGUUCGUGUGUGUGCCUACGAUUGUGUGCGUGCAUGUGUGUGUGUUCGUGUGUGCCUACGAUUGCAUGUGCAUGUGUGUGUAUGCGCGUGCAUGUGUGUCUACAUGUGUGCGUGCGUGUGUGCGUGCAUGUGCAUGUGUGUGCGUGUGUGCGUGUCUGCAUGUGUGUGCGUGCGUGUGCUGCUGCCUGCUUGGUUGCACCACCCAGGGGUCGUUGCAGGCUUCUAGGGCACUCUGGCCCGUCACCAGGAGCCUCGUUAGCAGAGAGGCUGGCGCGUCUCUGGCACCCGCAGGUGCUGCGCCGUCUGGGGGCACCUGUCUCCAUGUUGCCGGAAGCUCGUGCAUCUGUGAUCUGUGGUCUGUGCGUCUGUCUGUGCUGGUGUCCCCGCGGGUGUCUGCGCGGGCCCCACCCGGCCCCCGGUUCUCUCCCAGACCGCCAUGCUCUGCCGGAGCCUUCGGGCCGGCAGGGACCCCCUUGUUUGCAUGUCCCCGGGAUGGCCGUCCCCGGUCACUGUGCCCCACCUGCAUGGACCCCUCCGGUUCUGUGUUGUGUGCCGAGUACCCCUCGUUCCUGCCCCUCCGUGUCGCAGUGACGGCGGUCGCCCGGGCCCGUCCCUGCCCACUGCCCACUGCCCACUACCCACUGCCCGACACGCCGCGACAUCACUUUCAGUGUGGAGGUUGCGAAGGAGCCGAAACAGCCCCGCGACGGGCGAGAGUUUGCCCCCUUCAGCCAUGUCCGAGGGAGCUGCCGCGGGAGGGCGCCCCCGCUCGGUGCUCUCCCGGAAGCCCCCCGCGCCGGCGGACCCCCGUCCGCCCGGGACCACAAGCCAUUCUCUGCCCGACCCAGGGCGGCAGAGCACCCGAUACCCACCUCCCCCAGCCUCUCCGGCCGCGCCCAGGGUGCGGGGCAGCAGCGCCCGGCCCCUGACACCCUCACUGUGUAACACUUGGCACUCGCCGGCCCAGGCACGGCCGAUGCCACAGCCACAAAUCUAAUCUCCGUCGUGGCCGCGGCCCUUCCUCUGGCUGGGCCCGGCCCGCUUAGCCCGCCCUUUCUCAGGUAAAGCCAUUCCUCACAGGCGGCCCCGCCGCCGCCCCGUGCCCACCGCGGGGCCAGUCCCUGGAAUCGAAGCCUUCCUGCUUUUGAUAAUACAGUAUUAUUUCUCUUACUGUAGAAGAAAAAAGUUUAUUACCAAACAAGAGUAUUUUUAUGAGAGAAAAGGACAAACCUACAAAUUAAUUCCGCCUCUACCCCCGCCCCAGACACUUUCAGCCCCGCCAAAACACAGGCCUGAGCGUGGGUUCGAGGAGAGGAGCGUUUUGUACGCCGAUCCUUCCUUUUCUACACCCCCACUUAGUUUUCUAAGACUGCGAAGGUCGCGCGUCACCAGCCCCGGUCAGAUAGGCCACCCGCGGGGGGCGAGGCUGGUGUGAGGGUCUCGCGGCUCCUCUGGGCGGGGAGCAGGAGGGCGCGGCCGAGCCCUGGGGCGCACAGCCCGACACUCACGUCCCAAUCUGUCUCACUUGCCAAAACCCACGUCCCUCGCGGUCGCCGCGGCCGGGGGUGUCCCGUGUACAUACUGUACCAUAGAGAGAAUCGGUGUAUCUUACUUUUUCAUGAUCCGCUGACCAAAGCUGUACAUUUUUCAUAUGACCUGCCACCUGCCGGCUGCCCGGUGGGUCAGCACCGCCGGACCCGCCGCUGGGCAGCAGCGACACCGGAGACGCCCCACGGGACUGGCUUUCUUCUUUCUCCUCAUUUUCUUGCUGAAACGACAUGAAUUGUUGAGUUUAUUUUUACACAGUAAAGAGUGAAGAAAGACGUG
Messenger RNA from Sorex araneus (European shrew), 3990 nucleotides. It is a transcript of the gene NPTX1, whose product is annotated as neuronal pentraxin 1. Lineage: Eukaryota; Metazoa; Chordata; Mammalia; Eulipotyphla; Soricidae. The coding region runs from base 40 to 1317 and encodes 425 amino acids. The record is from RefSeq and is a predicted model, not a curated record. Gene Ontology annotation, cellular component: plasma membrane; neuron projection. The transcript has 5 exons. Gene Ontology annotation, biological process: axonogenesis involved in innervation.